This is a messenger RNA of Budorcas taxicolor (takin), 573 nucleotides long. It is a transcript of the gene GPX2, whose product is annotated as glutathione peroxidase 2. The transcript is spliced from 2 exons. Gene Ontology annotation, molecular function: glutathione peroxidase activity. The record is from RefSeq and is a predicted model, not a curated record. Gene Ontology annotation, biological process: response to oxidative stress. NCBI's taxonomy places the organism in Eukaryota, Metazoa, Chordata, Mammalia, Artiodactyla, Bovidae.
AUGGCUUACAUUGCCAAGUCCUUCUACGACCUCAGUGCUAUCAGCCUGGAUGGGGAGAAGGUAGAUUUCAAUACAUUCCGAGGCAGGGCAGUGCUGAUUGAGAAUGUGGCCUCGCUUUGAGGCACAACCACCCGGGACUUCACCCAACUCAACGAGCUGCAGUGCCGCUUCCCCAGGCGCCUGGUGGUUCUUGGCUUCCCUUGCAAUCAAUUUGGACAUCAGGAGAACUGUCAGAAUGAAGAGAUCUUGAACAGCCUCAAGUAUGUCCGCCCUGGGGGUGGAUUCCAGCCCACCUUCACCCUUGUCCAGAAGUGUGAUGUGAAUGGUCAGAAUGAGCAUCCUGUCUUCGCCUACCUGAAGGAUAAGCUCCCCUACCCUUAUGACGACCCGUUUUCCCUCAUGACCGAUCCCAAGUUCAUCAUUUGGAGCCCCGUGCGCCGCUCAGAUGUGUCCUGGAACUUUGAGAAGUUCCUCAUUGGGCCGGAAGGGGAGCCCUUCCGCCGCUACAGCCGCACCUUCCAAACCAUUAACAUCGAGCCUGACAUCAAGCGCCUCCUCAAAGUUGCCAUAUAG